CUCUCUGAAAUGUAACGGAGUAGAAGUAGGACGUGGCACGAAAAGAAAAGACCCAAGCAAAGUACAAGUACCUCAAAUGUGUACGUAAGUACACUACUUGAGUAAAUGUACUUAGUUCCAUUCCAGCACUGAUUCUGUAUGGGAGCCCUGCGUGACUCUCUGAGCGCUCAGGUUUAGCUUUCGUUUCUGCCUCUCUCCGGGAGAUCCAGUCUGGAGACAGAUGCGCGCUGAACGUUGACGGAUAUAGGCAACGUGUUUGGUGCUAGGUGUUGACUGCUGUCGUGUUUCUGCACUGCAGUUCCCCAGAACUCCCCUGUCAAUCAAACAGUGAGCCACACAGCUUUGUGACGUUGCCGUUGGCUUAUUCUGGUAACAUCCUAACACGCAUAUAAGCAGAUCUCCAUCAAAAGGUUGUUGUCAGCAUGCAGAGGAGUGUCCAGCUGGGCCUGCUGCUUCUGGUGGUCCAGCUGUUCCAAGAGGGUCUGGGAAACAUCCCAGCAGUCACCCUGGCGGUCCUGGGGUUCAACGUGUAUCUUUACAUGUUCCCUGCUGCUCCACCGAUAAAGGCCUGUGUGAGCCUCCAACAUGUGUUCAGGGAUAAGGAGUGGCGUCGCCUCUUCCUGUCCCCGCUGCACCACGUGGACGACUGGCACCUCUACUUCAACAUGGUGUCCUUCAUCUGGAAAGGGAUGAGGCUGGAGGGGCGUCUGGGUGCAGCCUGGUUCCUCUACCUGCUGUCAGUCUUCUUCCUGCUCGACGGACUCGUCUACAUGCUGCUGCAGGCGGCGCUCACCAAACUCAUCGAGGACUCGAACCCGUUCGUGGCGUUCAGAGACGAGUGUGCUGUCGGCUUCUCAGGUGUCCUGUUUGCUCUGAAGGUGGUCAGUAACCAUUACAACCCAGGGGGUGUGACCUACGUGUUGCAUAUCCGUGUGACCAAUCGCUUUGCUAGCUGGGCGGAGCUAGUGCUCAUCUAUCUAAUUGCUCCCAGGUCUUCUUUGGUUGGCCACCUGGCUGGGAUCCUGGUGGGUCUGCUCUAUACUUGGGGACCACUGAAGACCAUCAUGAAGAAAUGUGCAGAGUUUGUAUCUUCAGAUAUAAAUGCUCCACGGCCAAGUGCAUUCUUCAGCUCCUCAGGCUACAGCGGGACUAGACAAGAAAACUCACAAGAUCCACAGCCUGCAGAAGAUCAUAUUGCCGAUGAUGCAUCUGAAUAUACAGAGUCUUAUAUCGCAGGACUGACGGAGGACGAGCAGAUAGAAAUGGCGAUCAGAAGAAGCCUGAAUAACAGAGUACGGAGCAGGCGGAGAGAAACGGAGCACCCCAUAGAGGAGGAGGUGAGUCCCGAGGAGCUCAGGUCGAGGAGAUUGAAGAGGUUUAAACAAGACGUUUCCAACCCGGGGAGGGGCAGGAGAAGAAGAUUGUAAUGACAGAAAGAGAAUUCACAAUAUCUUUUAUCAUCAGUUCCUUACUAGUCUCGCAUAGCCAGAACCUUCCUCCACAGCGCUGCGGAGGAAGGUUCUGGCUAGUCCACCAGCAGUUAACCAUAGUCAGAGAAAGGUUAUGGACAUCCAGCCGUAAUGAGGGACAUCCGGCGGAAUUUCCGGCACCACCUGAACAAUCCCGGAAAUGAGUUACCUACAGUACAUCCCAGCUGUUUGUUGUCAGGCGUUGUAGUGUACUGAACAUUUUUUAAACAUUUUAAUGCAGAAAUUCUUGAUACUAUAUCUUCAACACAUCUGGUUUGUGUGUCUGGGCCCUAUUUUAACGGUCUAAGCGCACGGCAUGAAGCGCCUGGCGCAGGUGCGUU
Molecule: messenger RNA, 1810 nt
Organism: Sander lucioperca (pikeperch)
Lineage: Eukaryota; Metazoa; Chordata; Actinopteri; Perciformes; Percidae
Product: rhomboid-related protein 4-like
Exons: 10
Coding region: 423-1427 (334 amino acids)
Cellular component (GO): membrane
Molecular function (GO): serine-type endopeptidase activity
Source: RefSeq, a predicted model, not a curated record